Messenger RNA from Erigeron canadensis, 695 nucleotides. Its product is annotated as SKP1-like protein 1A. Gene Ontology annotation, molecular function: cullin family protein binding. The record is from RefSeq and is a predicted model, not a curated record. Gene Ontology annotation, cellular component: cytoplasm; nucleus. The coding region runs from base 108 to 584 and encodes 158 amino acids. Gene Ontology annotation, biological process: SCF-dependent proteasomal ubiquitin-dependent protein catabolic process. The transcript is spliced from 2 exons. NCBI's taxonomy places the organism in Eukaryota, Viridiplantae, Streptophyta, Magnoliopsida, Asterales, Asteraceae.
UUUGUCUUUUUCUUCUGGUUUCCCCAAAGGCCCAAAUCAAAUUACUAGUUUGAAGGAAGGAGCGAGCGAUGUCAGAUAAGAAGAAGACAAAGACGCCGUGACGUGGUAUGUAUCUGAAAAUGCUGGAUGGUCCGGUGAUGGUGGAUGAGAUUCUUACAAUGGAAUCUGAGCUGAUCGGUCGCUUUUACGAGUAUGAAUAUCACGGCGAGCUCUCUCUCAGAAUCAAAAACAGCAUCCUUAUAAAAGUUAUCGACUUCUGCAAGAAAUGCGCAGAGAUCAGGAUCCAGCAUUCGAAUUCUGAUGAUGACGAAAAAGUCCUCCAAGACAAGUUGAAGGAUUUCGAUGCCGAUUUUAUCAAACCCUUUCAGAGUGAUGAUGCUGCUCUAUUUCAUCUUAUGGAUGCUGCUUGCAAGUUGGAAAUCAAUAUCCUUAUGGACAUGCUGAUGGACUAUGUUGCUGACGUAAUGACUCGAACGAAUCCUGAAGAUCUCGGCAAGUUCUUCUUCAUAUAUUAUAAUGGUAGUGAUCGUUUGCUUAACUCGAUGAAAAACAUCAUUGGUAUCACCCGUUGGGUUUUGAAAUAAUCAUAAAUCGUCAUCUAGCUUCUUGUAUAAUUAUCCUAUUAGUCUAAAUUGACUGAAUGCUACACAUGCUGCUGAUGUAUUAUUAUUAUUAAGUAGUAUGUCUCCAAUUAA